CUGUAGGAGAGGAAAAGGAGGGGCCAUCUCAACAUGGAAAAACUCUGCAAUGAAAAUGAAGCAGUGCCUGAGAAGCAAGUAAAGAUGGAAAACCAAGAAUAGCCACAGGAUGCCGGAAAGCCAGAAAUAGCUCAUACUCUGGAAGACAAGGAGAAGUUAGAAAAUGAGAAAAAGAUAGAAAACAAGGGAAAGAUAGAAUAUAAGGAAAAACCAGAGGAGGGAAAGCUAAAAGAAGAGGGAAAGGUAGAGAGCGAGGGAAAGCCAGCAAGCCAGGGAGAACUGAAAGAAGGAAAACCGGAGAAUGAGGGAAAGCCAAAAGAAGAAGGAAAAGCAGCCAGCGAACCAAGGUCUGCAGGAAGGCGCCCAGCAGGGGAUGAUGUACCCAGGAAAGCCAAAAGGAAAACCAACAAGGGGCUGGCUCAGUGCCUCAAGGGAUACAAGGAGGUCAUACAUGAUAUGCAUUUGAGCAAUGAGGAGAUGAUAAGAGAAUUCGAUGAGAUGGCUAGGGUAGAGGAUGAGGUGAAGAAAACCAGACAGAAAUUGGGGGGGUUUAUGUGGAUGCAAAAAAGUUUACAGGACCCCUUCCACCCGAGGGGCCCAAGGGAACUCAGGGGUGGGUGCAGGGCCCCCCAAAGGGGCUUUGAAGACAUUCCUUUUGUGUAG
This is a messenger RNA of Hipposideros armiger (great roundleaf bat), 663 nucleotides long. RefSeq names its product transcription elongation factor A protein-like 4. The record is from RefSeq and is a predicted model, not a curated record. The transcript has a single exon. NCBI's taxonomy places the organism in Eukaryota, Metazoa, Chordata, Mammalia, Chiroptera, Hipposideridae.